Molecule: messenger RNA, 1170 nt
Organism: Linderina pennispora
Lineage: Eukaryota; Fungi; Kickxellomycota; Kickxellomycetes; Kickxellales; Kickxellaceae
Exons: 1
Coding region: 1-1170 (389 amino acids)
Source: RefSeq, a predicted model, not a curated record
AUGCUGAUGGAGCAGCGGCGCGCAUCAACCACCAGCCAGCCGCAGGGCGCUCCGCAGGCGUGGACGCACUGGACCAGCCGGCCCAGCAUUGCAGCCGAUGAGGCCAUGCUGCGACGCAUGCAGGAGCGGUUUGGAGCGCCGCCGCCGCCGCCGCCGCCGCCCCCACAGCCGGCACAGCAGCCGGGUCCACCACUGGGCGGUCCACCGGCUCAGUAUCUGCAGCAGGCGCCGAAGCUGCCGCACUCGAUGGCCACGUUCUCGAUGCAGACACCACAGCCCCAGCAGCAGCAGCGGCAGGCGUACUAUCCCCCGGGCGGCUCGACGCGGCUCGCACCGCCUGCACCGGGAGUUGCAGGCAAGUCGCCGCCGCCGCCACAGCAGUUCCGGCCCAGCACCAAUACGCCUGGAGCAGAGGCCACACAGUGGAAGCCACCCGCAAACAGUCUGGGAAUCAGCAGCGGGGCUCCGCCAGCCGGGCACUUGGCACCGCCACCGCCGCCUGCGGGACUGCGAUUGCCGCCGCUCGAGUUUGGCCCGCCGCGGCGGCACUCGCUGGCGGUCACAUCGCAUCUGGAUCGGUACCGGGCACGCGACGGCUCGCCACAGGCUGAUAACAAGCCGGCAAAGCAAGGCCCACGGCUGCCUCCGCCGCAGGGUUACACCCAGCCGCAGCAGUACCUGGGGCCGACCAGUGUGGCAAAGCCCACAGUGUUUUCAUCCCCACAGAGCACAUCGCCGCCCCAGCCGCCACCACCAAUGGCAGGCGGGGGAGGUCUGAUGCGCCCCACAUUGCCGCACCUGGCGGACACGGGUGAGCUGCCGGCAUUGGCGGUGCGGGUGCCUGAUAACCAUGACCAAGGCGACAGCCGGCGCGGGUCGGUUUAUAGCAACGAGCAUGUACCGGAGACGCGGCGGUCGUCGAUAAUAGCGCUGACCAAUCACACGCCUGAGAGCCUGGGCGAGCUGCGCGCAGAGAACGCAGAGCUCAGGCGCCGUAUCGACGACAUGGAGAGCCGGUACAUGAGGGAAACAGACCAGCUCAAGACAGUGAUCAAGGAGCUGCGGAUCGAAAAGUCGCUGCUCAAGUCGCUGCUGAUGGAGAAGGGCGAGGUGGUGUCCAGCCCGCAGAUGCAGUCGUCGGCGUCAUCGCCACGACCGCCCGGCGCUUAA